This is a messenger RNA of Leptomonas pyrrhocoris, 906 nucleotides long. RefSeq lists its product as hypothetical. The record is from RefSeq and is a predicted model, not a curated record. Bases 262 to 906 code for a protein of 214 amino acids. Lineage: Eukaryota; Euglenozoa; Kinetoplastea; Trypanosomatida; Trypanosomatidae. The transcript has a single exon.
AGAAGCCUCGUCGCAACCGUCUUCCUCUCUGUGUGUGUGUGUGCGUGCGCAGCUUCACAUCGCAGCAGCCCCUCACCGCGGACAGACAGCUCGUGCGGGGUAUUCGGCUCCGUUAGCAAGAGCAGCGAGCAACGGCUGACCAUUAUCGUUGGAUAAGCCCGAGGAAGGAGACUUACAUACUUAUUGUCGCACGCUGCCCUGCAUCUACGGGACGAAGAAAGAAGAAAAACAACAACAGCAACACCAUCAGGUAAAACGGAAAUGAAGUCGUCGGAUAUCUUUCACGCGUGCAAGUACACGCCGAUUCUGCUGAAGAGCCGCACGAACGACAGCGGCGUGAAUCAAUACGGAUUGAAGCCCGUGAACUCGUAUGAUUUUCUCAACCCGACCAACCUGGUGAACUUCGGUCGGGGCACCUCCUUCGACAACUUAGGUGUGCGCCGCUCCGACCGAGGACAGAUUGACUCAGCGCCGUCGCUCGGCGGCUCCUCUGUGUUUACGCAGGCGAAGAUGUUGGGCCUCAGCGGCGAUGAUCAGAUGCGCUUGUGCGAGUCGGAGACGACACAGCUGCGCGUUUGCAUGGCAAAAGGCGGCAACACCUGCGAGCGGGAAAGCUUGAUACUCGACGCCUGUCUCGGUAAGGUUGGCCAUCUGCGCCGUGCCAUCCGAAGAGCUGGGGAGGAGUUCAACGACUGGUUUAUCCAGAACGUAUCGGACAACCACACGAAGCCCUUCCAGCACCGUCCGCACGACUGGCGUCACUUCUACGCACAGGAGAAGCUGGUGCGGGAGAAGCAGCAACACGGUCACGCCUAUGGCCGCCGCCCGAAGGCGUUCUCGUUUGGUGCUCGCUACGUCAAGACGGAAGGCUACGGCAAGCGUCCCCGUCUGCCGUACAACAAAUAA